CUAUUAUCGUGGGGAUUAUCUUCUGGUGCAGCGGCUCCAUCGUAAACUACUGUAACUUCAUGGAUCGAACGAUGAGUGUGAUAGUAUCCUUUUAACCGUUGGAUCAAUUUAUUUUUUGAAGAUGCGAGGGCAAAGGUUCAAAUUGGCUAUAUUUUGUGCUUCGCUACUGUCACCAGCUCGUGCUCAUUUUUUGCCGCUCAAAUUCCUCUUACUCGCUUUGUUGGCGGCUUCAGUUGGAAGAGAACGAAGAAGCGAGCAUCGUACUAUUCUCUGACGCAAGAGCGAUUUCUUUUGGAUCCUUUCGUGUUGUGGCUGCAGUCAUGGAUACUGACGAGGAGUGCUCAAUUGUUCUUGAAUUACCUGAAAGUGAUCCUUUCUUUGACAAAAAGAAGAAAUUACUACAAAGUAAGGGUUUUAGUCCCAAAGAACGGAUAUACCUCAGGAGUUCUUCAAAACCUGGCUGGAUGAGUGCUACUGUGCAGGUGUUAGUUCAGAUUGCUCGUAUCAUACAAUUAAAUGAGCUGGAACUUUAUUUUGCUGAAGAGGACGUAUGCACAGCAAAGGAAUUUUACAGUCCCAGGAAUGAGUUGGAGGCUCUCAAUUCAAUUGUUUUGCUCACUGACAUAUCACUUUCUAGUUGUACACAUCUCCAUACAAAUAUCCUGCAAGGGUUACGCCAAACAGUUCUUGAUUUAAUUACUGAUUUGGGGGACAAAAACAGUGUGAAGGGAGUAGUUGAAAAAGACCAUAGUUGUGAUCAAGAAGAACGCCUGAUAGAAUGGGGUGAAAGCAAUGGCGUAAAGACACAGUUAAAAAUAGCUUGUAAGUUUCAGUGUGCCUUUCUUUCCUUUUGUUCAAAUAUUACCUUUCCUUUUAACAUCUAUAAUACAAAUUUCUUCCCCCCUAAAAUCUACACAGAUACUGAACGAGCUGGUCGAGGUGCAAUAGCAAGGAAAGAUCUAAACGUUGGAGAUAUUGCUUUGGAAAUUCCUGUGUCCAUUAUCAUUUCUGAGGAGCUUAUUCAUGAAACUCAAAUGUAUGGUGUCUUGAAAGAAAUUGACGGCAUAUCAUCUGAGACAAUAUUGCUAUUAUGGAGUAUGAAAGAAAAGUACAACAGUGAUUCAAAAUUCAAAAUUUAUUUUGACACACUCCCAGAAAAAUUUAAUACAGGUUUGAGUUUCAGCAUUGAAGCAAUUACAGUGUUAGAUGGAACCUUACUGUUGGAAGAGAUAAUGCAAGCAAGACAGCACCUGCAUGCUCAAUAUGAUGAGUUGUUCCCUGCUCUGUGCAAUACUUUUCCUGAUAUAUUUCCACCAGAGCUGUACACAUGGGAGAAAUUUUUAUGGGCUUGUGAACUUUGGUACUCUAAUAGCAUGAAGAUAAUGUAUUCCGAUGGAAAGAUAAAAACAUGCUUGAUCCCUAUUGCUGGCUUUCUCAAUCAUUCGCUGUGCCCGCAUGUUAUGCACUAUGGCCAAGUGGAUAGUGCAAAUAAUUCACUGAAAUUUUGUCUAUCAAGACCAUGCAAAUCUGGAGAAGAAUGCUGCUUAAGCUACGGCAACUUCUCCAGCUCUCAUUUAAUUACCUUUUAUGGUUUUUUACCACAAGGAGACAACCCAUAUGAUGUUAUUCCGUUAGACAUUGACGGUGCCGACGUUGAUUCUAAUGAGGAUAUACCCGAGUCCAACUGGACGAGUCACAUGGUGCGUGGUACCUGGCUCUCCAGGGAUCACAAGAUGUUCUACUAUGGUCUUCCCUCUCCAUUAUUGGACCAUCUUCGGAGAUCUCGAAGUCCAAUGCUGCGACCAAAAACCUUUUUGCAAGAAAACUUGGAAAAUGAGCUUGGAGUUCUUGAAAAUCUCAAAGAUAUCUUCGAUGACAUGAUCGAAAAUAUGGGCGAAAUGGAUCUUGAUGACAGAGAAAACUGCUGUCGGGAUGAAAAAUUGGCUAUGGAUUUUAAAAAUACACAAAGACGAAUUGCCCGUUCUGUUUCAACCUCGUGUCUUGCUGGUAUGGAUAUGUUAAAGAAAGAACUAUGCAAGUGCAUGGCUGAGGACAUCCAAGGCUAAUUGAACAUGUUGGAUCAUUGUGCCUUUAAGAAGACGGUCGUUUGGACCUUGUAGCGUAACAAUCAUUUUGUACUAUAAAACUCCGUCAAUCUUUGCUGUCAUUGGCUAUGUGGCUGAACUUGGACGCUCCAUUCUGACAGACAGCACAGACUUUCUUCUUUAGUGAAAUGGAUGGUUCCACUUCCUGAUUUUUUUUUUCAGGGAGAAGAUGUUUGGCGUAA
Vigna unguiculata (cowpea) is the source of this 2287-nucleotide messenger RNA. Its product is annotated as SET domain-containing protein. NCBI's taxonomy places the organism in Eukaryota, Viridiplantae, Streptophyta, Magnoliopsida, Fabales, Fabaceae. Gene Ontology annotation, molecular function: protein binding; protein-lysine N-methyltransferase activity. Gene Ontology annotation, biological process: peptidyl-lysine monomethylation. The record is from RefSeq and is a predicted model, not a curated record.